UUUUUUUCCGCUAACCCAUUUCAACAAUUCCAAAAACCCAUUCAGCUCCUCCAUAGAUCAACCAAUACCCAUUUCUCACAACCCCAAUAACUCUCCUCUUCUCUUCUCAACACCGAGAUCGACGGCGUCAACACCAACAAGCUCUGCAACGCCGUCCAGCUCUACCUCAGCAGCUCCGUCUCCAUCGCCGGCAGCCGCCUCAGCCUCACCUGCGACCUCAAUUUCAGCGCUGUCACAUUCGGCCUUCCAACAACGAUCGCCUCGUCCACAUCUACAACGGCGUCUCGGUCCUCUGGGAACACAUCGUCGCACAACGCCAAUCACAGACCUUUUCGUGGCGUCCAUUGCCGGUUCACACCCGCAUCAACAAGAAACCCAAAACCCCUCCGUCGAUUUGUUGUCGCAGAACAUGACCAUGAACAUGGGUCAGGGUCGGAUCAGUUCCACCUGAGGGUGCGGCCGCGGACGGCGGAGCUGAGGAGGAGGGUUGCUCUGUUAGCGGCAAGGGGCUCCAUGGAUUCCAGCGACCAUGACUUCCAUCGAUUUCGACAGCGAUCAGCCGAACAAAUUGAUUGUGCAGGCAAUUUGUGGCGGCAAGGUUGGAGGAUUGGGUUUGGUUCGGUAGACUAUCAGCGGCAAUGCGCCGUGGUGGCGACGAUUUGCAGCUAUAUAUACCAUCGAUUACCAUAUAUAGAUCUAAUUAUACGUAUAUAGAUGAUCAGAAUAUAUAGAUAUAGGUGAGUCAUGACUCAUGUAUGAACAGUAUAUAUAUAUAUAUAUAUAGAUCAAUAUAUAGAGAGAGGUUUUAGAGAGGGAAAAAAAAAUUGUAUGAGUAAUUUUAAUUCAAAAGUAAGGGUAGAAAUGUCUUUACAAUCAUAGUAAGGGCAAAUAUGAUAUUCCAUGUUCAAAAUGACGGUUAUUGACCGAAGUUGACCGUUAUCGGAAGGAGCAAGGAGCAAAGUGUUAUAACGGAGUGGAAGUCGGUGUAAUUAUUGAAAUUGAAAUGUCAGGUAGAUAUUUUCCAAUUUACCUUUUUUUUUUUUUUUUUUUUUUUUCUUUCUCUAAACCGUUUCUGUAACUGACUGACUCUAGUGAGGCUCAGUCUAGAGAGAGAGUGAAGACUACAUAAGAGAAGGAGAGAGCGUUUGUGAGAAAAUGUGAAGGGUUAGAGCUAGAGAGAGAAGACGUAAAGGCUAGAGAGAGAGAAGACGUAAAGGCUAGAGAGAGAAUGUCUAUGAUGCUGCGCCUGAAGUCUGCAAUUGCUUGCGCAAGAAAGAUCCGAAGCGAACUUACUAGGGUACCAUUUUCGUUGAAUUUUCUGGUUUCAUGAUUUAUUAAUUAAUUUUUUUAUCUUGCUUUGGUUCGUUUUUCAAGGAGUUCAUGGAUAUCAGUCGAUUGAAUGCUGGUUCGGAACCAGAGAUUCCAAGAAAACUGACGAUGUCUACGAUUUCUGACAAUACUAUCCUAGGGAAAUCUACUUCCAGGAGUUUCAAAGAAUAUGCUGGUUCAGAAAGUUAUGAUGUUAAAAUCCAGUCCUUAUCUCCGUCACCUUUGCGUCUUGGAGUUGGCUACAUGGCUACUAACAUUGGUAUGCAUGCAUUAAAGUUGGGACAAAUUACUGGAGGACUCAAUUGCUUCUCAGAGCUGUAUUCAGGUGGUAGAUUGAAAGCUUUGGAUGUACAAGGUGUCUCUCAAAGACACUACAAGGGAACUCCUAAGAAGGGUACUCCUAAGAAAGGCAACCCUAAGCAGGCAAUGGAUCCAAAGAGUCCUGUGUCCUUCCCCCCUCGCCCCACAUUUCGUUGUCCUAUAUGUUGGCUAGAUCCUACUCCCGAGAGGACAAUAAAGCGAGUGAAUCUGAAUUCUAGCGGCGAUGUGAAGAAACAUUUCCAGGGAACGAUUGAAUGUAAGAGGGGUCCCAAGUACCUUACUCAUCCCAAUGGAAGUUAUUGUGAUUGGUGUGGUGUUGGCUUUCCUACCCAGAACGAUGUCACUAAGCAUGAGGCCGUCUGUCCUCAAAAGAUUUGGGAAGAAUGCAAAAAGGCUGCUGGACUUAACUGAAUUGGGGAGGAAUGUAGUUAGUCUAUAGAAAGGAACAAGAGAAUCACUGAGCAAUUGAUCACAGUUUGUUUGACAUUGGAUUUCCAUUUAUUUUGAUCCUAAUACCGUUGCUAGUCUCAUAGAUUCAGUAAGGAGUCUUGCUUUUCCUUGACUCGACUUAUUAAUACUUUGUUGCUAAUAUUUGAAUUUGAAAUGUGAAAUGUGAGAUCUUUUUAACUUGCUGCUGAAUAUAUUUCAUGCAC
This is a messenger RNA of Cornus florida, 2303 nucleotides long. RefSeq lists its product as uncharacterized. The record is from RefSeq and is a predicted model, not a curated record. NCBI's taxonomy places the organism in Eukaryota, Viridiplantae, Streptophyta, Magnoliopsida, Cornales, Cornaceae. Bases 1381 to 2061 code for a protein of 226 amino acids. The transcript has 5 exons.